ACACAACCCGACCGUUUUCUUCUUAAAUAGCCUUCGCUUUAUUCUACUCUUCUGCUGGACAAUGAGUUGUCUAACUUCCAAGUGCUAUGCUUAUGUAAAUUAAAACCCAAAAUAGUGAAGACCAGCAGAGAUAAAAGUGAACGAAAUAAAACAAUGUUUAUUUCAAAGUGCCUAGUCUCAAAGAAAGGGCCAUUAGGUGCCAUAUGGGUAGCUGCUUAUUUCUUCAAGAAACUCAAGAAAUCUCAAAUAUCUGGGACUAAUAUCUCCUCUUCUGUUGAUGAUAUUUUGCAAAACCAGCUUGAGAUUCUGGCAUAUAGAGUAUUAGCCUACCUCCUCCUUGGUGUUGUCAGAAUAUACUCCAAAAAGGUUGAAUAUCUUUUUGAUGAUUGCCAAGAGGUGCUGAUUAAGAUAAAUGAAUUUGUGGUUAGAGAAAAAAAUAGAGCAAAGAAGGAGGCCCUGCGAUCGGCUUCUUUCUCGAUUACUCGACCUGUGUGCUUUGAGUUGGAUGCAUUUGAUCUGGAGGUACUUGAAGAUACUAGUAGAGAUAAUGAGGUGCCUCGUGAAGAAAUAACUCUGAAAGAUGUAGCUUGGACAAAUGCUGGAACAAUGCAAUAUUCCCUAGAUAGGAUUGCGGCAUUGGAUGAUGCUUUCUUGAUAGAUUGCAUUCCACCUGAAGACAGUCUUUCAUGCCACCUGAUGACCUUCGAGACAGAAGCAAGAACAUUGCAUGAUGUAUGUGAAUCAGAAGCAAGCAUGGAAAAGCUUCGGUGUGAUACCUCCAUUCACGAGGAGGUUUCACAUCUUAAAAUUGUUUGUAGGGUGGAGGAAGAACCUCUUAACAUUGUUAAAGUUUUUGAUAAAAAUGAGAGAGAGCAUUUGGAGGUUCCUGACAUGUCUGGUUUGGAGAACCGUACAGUCCAAGAAGCAAAUAGAGAGAAAAACAAUGAUAGAUUCUUGCCAGAAGAAUGUCUGAGCCUUCGUUUUGAGGCUGCGGAGGAUUCCUUGGGUCCUUUUAAACUUAACCCAUUUGCUAAAGAUCAAACUACUAGUGGAAUGAUUGAGGGUCCAGAUCUAUUAGAAUCAGAAAAUGAAUUGAACCAGGCUAUGGAGGAAGAUCAUGCAUGUGUCCUGGAAGCAAGUGCAUGGGUUCCGGACCUUGCUGGCUCAUCAAGCAGAGAGAAAAGCAAUGAUAGGUUCUCUUCAGAAGAAGGGAUGAACCUACAUCCUGAGGCUGAGGAGGAACCUCUAAUCCCUGUUGAAUCACUUGUUGAAGAUCUAGUUAAUAGAGAAAAGAUGGGUUUGCAUCUGCCACAAUCCAAAAAUGAAGUGCACCAGCUAUUGGAGGAAGAUCAUGUGAGCAUGAAAGCAAGUAAGGAGGUUCCAGGCAUUGCAAGCUCAGAAAACCAUAUAGGAAGAGAAGCAAGCAGGGAGAAUCAUAAUGAUGAAUUCUGUCAAGAAGAAUGUUUGAAUCUUAUUGUUGAGGUUGAGGAGAAAUCUCCAGCUUUCAUGAAAUCUUUUGAUGAAGAACAAACUAGCAGAGAGAAGAAGAAGGGUUCAGAUAGGGUGCAACCAGAAAAUGAAGUACACCAUUUUAUGGAGGAAGGUUGCAACUCGGGAGCCGGUGUGAAGAAGCUCCAGGCUGAAGGUUUCUCUGACAUGGACCUUCAGGAACCUUCCACACUUGUUAGACCACUUGCUGAAGAGAAUCAAACUGAUGCAGAGAAUGGGAAGUUUCCAGCAAUGAGAACUUCCAAGGAUGGAAAAUGUCAGGUCGCUGCUAAAGACCAUCCUUUGUCUGUUACAUUGGACACAAAUCCUCUGUCCAUGUUGCGAGAUGCUUCAGGAGCUACUACCCCUCAUUUUAUGCUUAUCCCAACUCCUGCUAAAAGGGAACGUGCUCGGUUUUCUCGGAAGAGAAAAUGUUUGUUUGAUGAAGUGAUAGUUUUCCCUAAUGACAUAAUGCGGCAAUGGAUAAAAGAUGCAAGUGAUUUGGUCUCUAAGGGGGGAAAGGAUGGUCAUACUGCUUUGGGUGCAAGGAGGCCUUGGAUUUCCAGCCUUCCCCAGGGUUUCUUAGAGCCUUCAGUUCCCUGCACCUCGGAGCUUAAAUCUAUUUACUCUGGAAAGAGAUUGCGAAUUCUCAAAUCUGUAAAUAUCAUAAAACCUCCAGAACAGAUGGACACUUCUGAACCUCCAGCAGUUGAUGGAUCUUUUGAGCAAGCAGAACUUACUCCAGCAACUGUUGAAAUGAGGGAUCCUCCAGUUUUGUUGAACCUCUCAAAAUCUCCUCUAUUUGAUGGAUCCUCAGAGCAGGCUGGAAUUGCUCCACAAACACCUAUUCGGCAGUCAACUUCCCUUGUUGUUGGAGAACAGACAGAAAUUGCUCCACAAACACCUGUUCUGUACUCUAAAUCAUUGAGGCCUUUUGGGAGCCCUAAGGACCUGAAAUUUUAUAACUUAGAUGUAGGACCAGAGAAUGUGGAUCCUAUUCAAAGCAUGGAGAAAGAGCCUUCUCUGAAUGAAAUUGUAGAGAAGGAGUCUUCCCUGAACAAAAAUGAAGACCUUGAUCUCAAUCUGGACAUGCAUUCAAAUGAAGAUGAUAACCAGGGACAGGCAGAUGGAUGGUCUUCAAGAACCAGAAUGGUGGCAGAGAGAUUGCAGAUGAGUUUUCUAGAUCAAAGGGAAAAAAAGGAGGAAAAGGUGAACUUAUCACAGCUUCUGGAAGGAAAAACAAAGAAAGCAAGUGUGAGACUCUUUUAUGAGAUACUGGUGUUGAAAAGUACAGGGCUUGUGGAUGUGCAGCAAGAAGAGGCUUUUAGUGACAUUGUUGUUGUGAAAGGUCCGAAGUGGGAGGGAAUGGGUUUUUGCUUGGGAAGGCAUGUUAAAUGAGGAUUCACUCUGUAAAUGUGUGUUGUAGUUAUUUUAGCUGAUAUGUGAAUUGGAAAAUAUAGGAUGCAACUACUUUGUUACUUAUUUUGUUAGGAUCUUUGUUUUCUUUAACAGCCCUUUUUAAUUAUUGUAUAGACUUAACCCCGAAUUACUGUGCCAUUCCCCUUCAGCUGCAAAGCUGUUAGAAAAUUUUGGACUUGGUCCUAGUUUACUGAGAAAAUUAUCUCUGUUAAUAUUAAAUUUUUUAUUCA
Molecule: messenger RNA, 3137 nt
Organism: Gossypium raimondii (Peruvian cotton)
Lineage: Eukaryota; Viridiplantae; Streptophyta; Magnoliopsida; Malvales; Malvaceae
Product: sister chromatid cohesion 1 protein 2
Exons: 13
Coding region: 154-2886 (910 amino acids)
Biological process (GO): synaptonemal complex assembly; replication-born double-strand break repair via sister chromatid exchange; mitotic sister chromatid cohesion
Cellular component (GO): synaptonemal complex; cohesin complex
Molecular function (GO): protein binding; chromatin binding
Source: RefSeq, a predicted model, not a curated record